AUGACGACAACGGGUAGCUGUGCGUGCCGGGAGAUCCAGUUCCAGUUUGAGGGCGAGCCGGCGGUCACGGCGUUGUGCCACUGCACCGAUUGCCAGAAGUGGACCGGUGGUGCGUUUACGUCCAACGCUGUUGUGCCGCGGACCUCGUUCAAGGUCACCAAGGGGACACCCAAGACGUGGGAUGCGAGGGGUGACUCGGGCAAGAUCAACAAGCAUUUCUUCUGUGGGAACUGCGGAUCCGGCCUGUACACGGAGCUGGAGGUCAUGCCUGACAUGGCCUGUAUCAAGGCCGGUUCGCUGGACGGCGGGGCCGCGAGCCUGGGGAACAAGAUUGGCGUUGAGUUUUACACCAAGGACCGCGUUGGAUAUCUGGGGAGCUGUGACGGCGCCAAGCAGGAGCCUGCUUUUGGUUGA
Molecule: messenger RNA, 414 nt
Organism: Metarhizium brunneum ARSEF 3297
Lineage: Eukaryota; Fungi; Ascomycota; Sordariomycetes; Hypocreales; Clavicipitaceae
Molecular function (GO): carbon-sulfur lyase activity
Source: RefSeq, a predicted model, not a curated record